This is a messenger RNA of Closterium sp. Naga37s-1, 863 nucleotides long. The record is from the annotation of a GenBank genome assembly. Lineage: Eukaryota; Viridiplantae; Streptophyta; Zygnematophyceae; Desmidiales; Closteriaceae.
CCACCCCCUGGAACCGCACCCCCUCCCUCUCUUCCUUCCUCCACACCCCUGCCCAACCCACAGUUGUCUCUGCCCUGUCCUUCACACUGCAGCCAGCCCUCCCACCCCCCCGCUCCCGCCACCUACCCCCCACAGUAGCAGCCGCGGGAGGGGAGAGGCAGGGCAGAGGGUGGUGCUCUGCUGGCGGGGUUCUCUGCUGGCAGGGUUCUCUGCUGGCGGGGUUCUCUGCUGGCGGGGUUCUCUGCUGGCGGGGGGCGGGUAGGGAGCGAUCUGGCGCGUCUAGCGGUGUAGAAGCAACUUCUCCCGCCGCUCCCAACACCCCCGCCACUUCCGCCACUCCCUUCACAGCAGCUGCGAAGUCGAUGGGAGGGCGGGCGGGGAAGAGGUGUGACUGGCGGAUGCUGGCGCUGGCGGCCGCCACUCCGUUCCCCCUUUCCUCUUCGCCCCCACUGCGCCCGUCGCUGUUUCUGCACCACGGAGCCGCGACGAGGCAGCGUGACGGCGGCGGGUCCAUUGGCGGGCUCGCUCGCGGGCCCGUUGGCGGGUUCGUCGGUGGGCUUGCUGGCGCUCUCGUUGGCGGGUCCAACGGCGGGUCCGUCGGCGGGUUUGCUGGCGGGUCCAUCAGCGGGCUUGGUGGCGCUCUCGUUGGCGGGUCCGACGGCGGGUCCGUCGGCGGGUUUGCUGGCGGGUCCGUCGGCGGGCUUGCUGGCGCUCUCGUUGGCGGAACUGACGGCGGGUCCGUCGGCGGGUUUGCUGGUGGGUCCUUCGGCGUGCUUGCUGGCGGGUCCGAUCCUGGCGUUCCUGGUGCGUUCCUGGCGUGCGCGGUGGCGUGCGUUGCUGGUAGUGCGCGGGCGACGGGCUGA